GCAUUUUGUUUGGCGCCGAUGGAGGGAGUCACUCCUGAGAUCUUUGGUCAGUCAGACGGCAGAACUUCCGGUCGGCAUUUUGUUCUACGAGAGGAGAGCCUCUUGAUGAUCGCAACAAUCGUCAUAUUUCUCAUUUACUGUCGAAAUUGGCUGCACUCAUUGUUUAUGUCGGCGCAGACCGACUGAAACUCCGAAGAGCGAAUGUUUCCCCAUGAAUGUACGUUGAAACAUUCACCCUUGAGUGACGGAAGAAGAACGAAUCAGUCGACCCGGAUUAUUGUUGAUAGCUAGCAAGCUAGCUCACCAGCUAGCUGGCAAGCCAAUCGAGUUCCUUCUGGAGGAGCUGCGAGAGAGAAGAAAGGGGGAGCUAGAGAUACGGACACAAACCAAGCUAAAACAUUCCCCUCCCUUUGAACGCAACAUCCGAAGAUAUAAGGAGUAGGACUUUUUAUCUGAAAUGUCAGUGAGUCCACCCGAGACUGCACAGAAUUCUUCAAAAAGGUGUCAGGAGAUGUGAGGACGGGUGUCGUCCAUCGACCCCCUGAUCUACCUGUGUAUCAACACACUCCCCCACCCUCACCUUCAGCAUGAAUGGGGAUAUGCCUCAUGUUCCCAUCACCACUCUUGCUGGGAUCGCUAGCCUCACAGACUUGUUGAACCAGCUGCCCCUCCCUUCCCCUCUCCCUGCCACCACCACUAAGAGCCUCCUAUACAAUGGGAGGAUCGCAGAGGAAGUUACCUGCCUACUGGGCUGUCGGGAUGAGAAUCUGGCCUCCCAGCUAGCCCAUGGCCUCAACCAGGUCUCCACAGAGCACAUAGAGCUGAAGGACAACCUGGGUAGCGAUGAGCCAGAAGGAGAUGCACCACUGCUGCUGCAGACCAUGCUGGCCAGGAACCCUGGCAUCUUCAGGGAGAAAAAUGUUAUGCAGCAGCCAAUGGUACCACCGUACAAGAUCACCCAAAAUUCCAUGCAUAGCCCUGCCCAGUCUGCAAACUUCCAGCCGGCUGCAAUUUCUCCCAAUCCAUCAAGCCGGUUUGUGUCGCCCCAGACUGGUUCCAGUAGUCGGUAUAUGGGCCAACAGAAUAGUCCAGUACCCAGCCCCUACACUCCACAGAGCCCUGCCACUGGUUACAUACAGCAGUAUCCCCACCAACAACCACCCAGCUAUAACCAACAUCAACAGAUACAGCAAGUGUCUGUGGCCAGUCCCAUGGUUCCAGGUGGCAUACGAAAUAUCCACGAGGGCAAAGUAUCGGGGCAGAUGGCCAACGCUGCCAACCACCACUCAGACAGACAUGGCACCGAGGACUACCUGAACAUUGUACACCGACUGAGCAGUGAGGAGGGUGACUCCACCAUGAGGAAUCCUUCUUUCCCUCUGAGGUCUCCACAGUCUGGCUGCUCCCCAGCAGGGAGUGAAGGAACGCCCAAACCGGGUUCUCGUCCCCCGCUGAUUCUGCAGUCACCACCUCCAUAUGCGCCCUCACCAAGGGAAGGAGGACCUGACCAGAAACAGCAGCUCCAGCAGAGGAAGAAAGCCCCAGCGGUGAAAGAGGAGAAAGAUAUGUACGACAUUGUAAGCUCUCCAAACAAGGACUCUACAAAACUCACCCUCAAGCUGUCCAGGGUCAAGUCAAAUGAGUCCGAUACCCCAGGUGAGGUUGUGCCGGGCAUGGACCAGAACUCUGACAAUAUGGAGGCGGAACUGGGCUUUCAGCAGGUGCCUGUUCUCCAACAAAAUCUAGGAGCCCGGCUGCAACAGCAGCAGGCGUCCCAGCAAGCAGGUGGUGCCAGUGGUCUCCAGCCUCCCAGUUCCCCUUACGACGAGGCAGAGCUGGAUGCCCUCGCUGAAAUUGAAAGGAUAGAACGAGAGGCAGCUAGUGAGAAAUGCUCCAAGGAGGUGCAAGAUAAAGACAAGCCUCUGAAGAAAAGAAAACAGGACUCAUUUCCCCUUGAGCCAGGCGCGGGGGGACCAGGUGGCCCCACAGGUGCACCAGGCAGUGGAUCAACAGGAGGGGGCAAUGCUGGCAAACUGACCCCACAAGAGGCCACCGCAGCUGGGAAUGGUGCCAGCCGCCCUCCCCUUAUGGUGAGCAUCGACCUCCAGCAGGCAGGCCGAGCUGAUGGCCAGCUCGACCCCUGUCUGGCUGCCCCUAUUCCAGCCCUUGAGGCCCAACGCUGGCCUGAAGAACCAGCUAGUGGACCGGCUGCAGUGGAGGGUUCUGACACGGCUUUGCGGUUGAAACCAGAUGGUCGACCGGAAGUCAUCAAGAACAGGGUCGAUAAACAUGACAACAGGAGAGAAGGUCGGGAGUCAUCAAAGCACCGACAUGAUGAAAAAUCCUCGGACAGACGGGGAGACAUGCCAAAGUCAUCGAACCGAGGGGAACAUGGACGAGACAGGGACCGAGAAUCUGACAGGGAUAGGAGGCAUCGGAGUGAGACUGGUGGUCGAGACCGACGCUCCCCUGACUCUCGGUGCCGAAGUGACCGAGAUAGGUCUGGCUUCCGGGCUUCUUCCACUGGAGAGCCUGGUCGGAGCAGCAAUAGGCAAGAUGGUUGCAAACCGGCCUCAUCUGCUUCUGGUGCUAAACUUCCAGACUCUUUCCCUGCUCAUCUCCUUGGAGGCCACAGUGGUGCACUGAAGAACUUCCAGAUCCCUAAGAUCAAACGUGACAAGGAUGGCAGUGGGUCAACUGAAAGUCAAGCGUGGGGCCAGCCCAAGGUUAAACUGGAGAGGCUGGGUUUGGUGCAGGACUUUGAGAAGAGGCCCAAGCCUGUAGUGCUUCUGAAAAAGCUCUCCGUCGACCAGAUCCAAAGGAUCAUCCGGCACAGCAAGUCUGGAAAGAACAGGAUCUCGUCAGGAAAGUCUAGCAAAAGUGGUAUGGACCCUGCAGUUCUGAAGGAGCUGCCCCCAGAGCUACUGGCAGAGAUUGAGUCGACCAUGCCUCUGUGUGAAAGGGUAAAGAUGAACAAGAGGAAACGAAGCACUGUAAAUGAGAAGCCGAAAUAUGCUGAGGUCAGCUCGGAUGACGACUUUGAUGCAAAUGGAGAGUCUGCAAGGAAGCGGCAGCGCCGGGACAAAGACAGGGCCUGGGACUUUGAAGAAAGGGAGCGCCGUGGUUCAGGGGAGCAUCGUAAAAGCGGGCACCGGGACAGCCGACGAGGCUCAGGCAGCCGCUACCGAGACUCCUCCGAGGAAGAUUCACCACCACCCAGCAUGAGUGAAGUUGCCAGAAAAAUGAAGAUGAAGGAAAAGCAGAAGAAACGGAAAGCAUAUGAACCCAAGCUGACACAAGAAGAGUUGAUGGACUCGUCCACAUUCAAGAGGUUCUUGGCAAGCAUUGACAACAUACUGGAGAAUCUGGAGGAUGUGGAUUUCACUACCAUGGCAGAUGAUGAUGAGAUACCUCAGGAAUUGCUGCUUGGUAAACACCAGUUGCAUGAGCUGGGCAGCGAGUCUGCCAAGAUUAAGGCCAUGGGCAUCUCCAGCAGGAUCCCAUCAGACAAGCUGGUGAAGCUGCUGAACAUACUGGAAAAGAAUAUCCAGGAUGGGGCCAAGCUCUCCACCCUGAUGAACCACGACCACGAUGCUGAAGAUGAGGAGAAACUUUGGAGAGACCUGAUAAUGGAGAGAGUCACAAAGUCAGCAGACGCCUGUCUGACAGCUCUUAACAUCAUGACCUCAUCGCACAUGCCGAAGGCUGUCUACAUAGAAGACGUCAUAGAGCGGGUGCUACAAUACACCAAGUUUCAUCUUCAGAACACACUGUAUCCACAAUACGACCCAGUCUACAGGGUGGACCCACAUGGUGGUGGCCUGUUGAGCUCCAAGGCAAAGCGUGCGAAAUGCUCCACACACAAGCAGCGUGUGAUUAUCAUGUUGUACAACAAAGUGUGCGACAUUGUCAGCAACAUCUCUGAGCUCCUAGAGAUCCAACUACUUACAGACACCACCAUCCUCCAGGUUUCUUCUAUGGGAAUCACGCCGUUCUUUGUAGAGAAUGUCAGUGAGCUGCAGCUGUGUGCCAUUAAAUUAGUUACAGCAGUGUUCUCACGUUACGAGAAGCAUCGACAGCUGAUCUUGGAGGAGAUCUUUACCUCUUUGGCCAGACUGCCCACCAGCAAACGCUCCCUCAGGAAUUUCAGGCUGAACAGCUCAGACAAGGAUGGAGAGCCGAUGUACAUCCAAAUGGUGACGGCUCUGGUGCUGCAACUGAUCCAGUGUGUGGUCCAUCUCCCCAACGACAAGGAUAUUUUUGAAGAGUGUGACAAGGUGGAUCAAGAUGUGUUGAUAACCAACUCAUAUGAGACGGCGAUGAGAACAGCACAAAACUUCCUCUCAGUCUUCCUCAAAAAGUGUGGCAGUAAGCAGGGAGAAGAAGAUUACCGGCCAUUGUUUGAGAACUUUGUCCAGGACCUGCUUUCGACAGUAAACAAACCAGAGUGGCCUGCUGCAGAGCUGCUGCUCAGUCUGCUUGGCAGACUACUGGUACACCAGUUCAGUAAUAAACAGACAGAGAUGGCUCUGAGAGUAGCAUCUCUAGACUACCUGGGCACAGUGGCUGCCCGUCUAAGGAAGGACGCAGUCACCAGCAAGAUGGACCAGAGAUCAAUUGAUCGUAUCCUACAAGAGUCUCCAGGUAGUGAUGAGACCCAGCAGCUGCAGAAGGCUCUACUGGACUACUUGGAAGAGAAUGCUGAGACAGAUGCCUCACUGGUGUUUGCUAGAAAGUUCUACAUUGCCCAGUGGUUCCGGGAUACCACCACAGAGGCGGAGAAGUCCAUGCGGAACCAGAAUCCGAAGGAUGAGGACUCAUCAGACGGACCACAGCAUGCCAAGGAGAUGGAGACCACUGGUGAAAUUAUGCAGCGUGCUGAGAAGCGCAAGAAGUUCCUGCGCAACAUCAUCAAGACCAUGCCGGCUCAUUUCGCCACACUGAAAAUGAACUCUGACACUGUGGACUAUGAAGACUCUUGUCUGAUCGUGCGUUAUUUGGCCUCCAUGAGGCCGUUCGCCCAGAGUUUUGAUAUUUAUUUAACACAGAUCUUGCGAGUCCUUGGGGAAAGUGCCAUUGCUGUAAGGACUAAAGCCAUGAAAUGUCUGUCUGAGGUCGUGGCUGUGGACCCCAGCAUACUGGCAAGGUCCGACAUGCAGCGCGGUGUCCAUGGUCGUUUGAUGGACAACUCCACCAGUGUGAGAGAGGCAGCUGUGGAGCUGCUUGGCAGAUUUGUGCUGAGCAGACCCCAACUCACUGAGCAGUACUAUGACAUGCUCAUAGAGAGGAUACUGGACACUGGUAUCAGCGUAAGAAAGCGGGUGAUCAAGAUCCUCAGAGACAUCUGUCUGGAGCAGCCAACCUUCAGUAAGAUUACAGAGAUGUGUGUGAGGAUGAUCCGCAGGGUCAAUGAUGAGGAAGGUAUCAAGAAAUUGGUGAAUGAGACAUUCCAGAAGUUGUGGUUUACUCCGACUCCAGCUCAUGACAAAGAGACCAUGACCAGAAAGAUCCUCAACAUCACUGAUGUGGUUGCAGCGUGUAGAGACACCGGCUAUGACUGGUUUGAGCAGCUUCUUCAGAAUCUUCUCAAGUCUGAAGAGGACGCAUCGUAUAAGCCAGCAAAAAAGGCCUGUGUUCAGCUAGUUGACAAUCUGGUAGAGCACAUCCUCAAAUACGAGGAGUCUCUUGCAGAGAACAAGGGCGUAAACUCAACACGGUUAGUGGCAUGUAUCACCACCUUGUACUUGUUCAGCAAAAUCAGGGCCCAGCUCAUGGUCAAACAUGCCAUGACCAUGCAACCCUACCUGACCACAAAGUGUAACACUGCCAAUGACUUCAUGGUCAUCUGUAAUGUGGCAAAGAUCUUGGAGCUUGUGGUACCUCUGAUGGAGCACCCCAGUGAAACUUUCCUUGCCACCAUUGAAGAAGACCUCAUGAAGCUCAUCAUCAAAUACGGCAUGACAGUGGUCCAGCACUGUGUGAGCUGUCUUGGAGCUGUCGUCAACAAAGUCACGCACAACUACAAGUUUGUCUGGGCUUGCUUCAACAGAUUCUAUGGAGCACUUAACAAGCUGAAAAUUCAGCAUCACGAGGAUCCUAACAGCACAACGUUGGUAGCAAACAAGCCUUUCCUGCUGCGAUCGCUCUUCACUGUGGGUGCCCUGGCCCGACACUUUGAUUUUGAUCUGGAGGAGUUCAAGGGCACCAACAAGGUUGUUAUCAAGGAGAAAGUUCUCGAGCUGCUGCUAUACUUCACCAAACACGAGGAUGAGGAGGUCAAGACCAAAGCCAUCAUUGGCUUAGGAUUCCUUGUGAUCAUGCAUCCCAGCCAGAUGUUUAUGCCGGAGGUGAAGUCCUUGUACAAUGGCAUCCUGGCUGACAGCUCUUCUUCCAUCAACCUCAAAAUCCAGAUCCUCAAAAACCUCCAGACGUACCUUCAGGAGGAGGACACGCGGAUGCAGGAAGCAGACAGAGAAUGGAAGAAACUGUCCAAACAGGAGGAUCUAAAGGAGAUGGGAGACAUCUCUUCAGGGAUGAGCAGCUCCAUUAUGCAGCUUUAUCUAAAGCAGGUGUUGGAGGCGUUCUUCCACACCCAAUCCAGUGUACGGCACUUUGCUCUCAACGUCAUAGCUCUCACACUCAACCAGGGACUCAUCCAUCCUGUACAGUGUGUACCCUACCUCAUUGCAAUGGGAACAGACCCAGAGCCCAGCAUGAGGAACAAAGCCGACCAGCAGCUGGUGGAGAUUGACAAAAAGUACACAGGAUUCAUCCAUAUGAAGGCAGUUGCUGGGAUGAAGAUGUCGUACAAUUUGCAGCAGGCCAUCGAAUCGUCUCGUAAGACCAUCAUAAGAGGUUUCAGGCAGGACGAGACCCACUCAGCACUCUGCUCCCACCUCUUUACUAUGAUCCGGGGGAACCGGCAGCACCGAAGGGCUUUCCUCAUCUCACUGCUGAACCUCUUCGAUGACAGUGCUAAGAUGGAAGUAAACAUGCUGCUGUUCAUAGCCGACAACCUUGCCUGUUUCCCAUACCAGAGCCAGGAGGAGCCUCUCUUCAUCAUGCACCACAUAGACAUCACCCUGUCUGUUUCUGGCAGCAACUUGUUGCAAACCUUCAAAGAGCUUCUGCUAAAGGAGCCGAGGCAUAAAGAGAAGAAGGUAAAGAAGGAGUGGAAGAACAUGUCGGAUGGGGAGGAUGAAGAGGAAAAGAUGAACUGCGAUUCUCCCAGGAGUGAUGAUGAAGAAAACAGCAACAGUGAUGACGAUGUGGUACGGAGGCCUAAAAAGGCCAGAAAACCUGUUGCAGACAGUUCAGAGUCAGAGUCUGAUCUGGAUGAUUUGGAUUUGGAGGAUGUAGACAAAGUAAUGAGGCUCCUCCCAGACAAUCCCACAGGUCUCUUGGACUUUGCUAAUGCUGUUCAAGGCAUCCUGUUGCUUCUGGUGCUCAAACAGCAUCUGAAGAACCAGUAUGGAUUCUCUGAUAGUAAAAUUCAGAAGUACUCUCCAACAGAGUCAGCCAAGGUGUACGAUAAGGCAGUGAACAGAAAAAACAACGUUCACUUCCACCCACGACAAACCAUUGACUUCAUCUCCAACAACAUGGCUCACGCCACUCUGACAAACGAUGUCAAGAGGCGGAUAGUCAGACAGUACCUAGAUUUCAAGGUUCUUAUGGAACAUCUGGACCCAGACGAGGAGGAUGAGGAGGGAGAAGCGUCUGCCAGCGCUAACAUCAGAAACAAAGCCAUAAACGCCCUACUGGGAGGUUCCGGCCCCUUGUCAGGACCGAGUCCACGUAAUCAGGCAGGACCAGAGACAGAUGACGAUGAUAGUGAUGGCGACGAAAGGACCCCAGGGUCCUCUCGAAGGUCAAGGCGAGCAGGUGACUCCUCGGACCCCGGCCGUAUGAGUGAGACAGUGGAGGCCAUGGAUGUGAUUGCCCUCUGCUGCCCCAAAUACAAGGACCGGCCGCAAAUAGCUCGAGUCAUCCAGAAGACCUCCAUUGGAUACAGCAUCCACUGGAUGGCCGGCUCCUACUCGGGGCCCUGGGCAGAGGCCAAGAAACGCGAUGGCCGCAAACAGGUGCCUUGGGUGGACACUAUUAAGGAGUCGGACAUCAUUUACAAGAAGAUUGCCUUGACCAGCAACCACAAACUGAGCAACAAAGUAGUACAGACUUUACGCUCACUGUAUGCAGCGCGGGAAGGAGGGGCUAGCUAAUGGCUCCCGUGUGGUGUUUUUUUUUCCCUUUUUAUUUUCUUUCAUUUCUUUUUUUUUUUUUGGUCCCCCUGCUCCAUUUCUACUUUAUCAAAAUCCUCCUCUUCCCUGCUCCUCCUCCUCCUCCUCAACCUGCCACCUCCAACGACACAGCCAAACUUCACUGGAUUCCUACCCUCCUCCUCUCCUUCCUCAUUUUUGUAAGAAAACACAAGAGAGCAAGAAUAUUUGACACUACAUACUUUUACAUGAGUUAUUCUUGCAAAAAUGAAAAUGACACAAAACAUAAGACUUAUUAUAUUAGAGGGACUGCUCAUGUUUUGUUUGUGUACAAGUGCAGAGGAUAGAAUCCAGAAGGCAUUAAAGGAAUAAUUCACCCAAAUUAUCCCUUAAAAAGGCUAUCAGAAUAGAGACCUGGAGGGAAAUGUUUUGUCAACAUUGUUGUGGGAGCUCCUUCGCUGUUGUGCAGCAGAUUCUAGUCGCUCAUUUCUACUCCCACUGUAUCAUAGUUUAACACAACAAAAAACUAAAAUGUUUAUAUCUCUGAAGACAAAAAAGCUGUAAAAAAAAAAAGAAUAAAACCUUAAGUGAAUGUUGGAAAUUAGUCUUUUUGAUGUUCUUAUUAAAGUGUUUUUGGAGUUUAUUAUACUAUUAGCACCCUGAUGGUUUUUCCUUUUAGCUUUUAGAUAUUUGAAGGAAAAAGAAGAAAAAAAGAAAAAAAAAAGAAGAAUUUUUAUUUUUGUUCACUUUUAUUUGUCCAUGCUGUACAAUGGCAGAGUCCUCUGAAUAUAAUUUAUUCUAUUUCGAACUACGCAUGCAGUAUAUGUGGCCUAUUGCAGGAGGAUAUUUUGUAAAUGUAGAUUUUGUUGUAUUAGGUCACCCUAGUAAUAAGAGGAAAGGGGAUUGAUACCCUUUCGGUGGAACAAAUACUGCAAUAAAUUUUCUACUUCUCUUUGUCA
This is a messenger RNA of Siniperca chuatsi (mandarin fish), 9178 nucleotides long. It is a transcript of the gene nipbla, whose product is annotated as NIPBL cohesin loading factor a. The transcript has 49 exons. Gene Ontology annotation, biological process: brain development; embryonic viscerocranium morphogenesis; heart morphogenesis. Lineage: Eukaryota; Metazoa; Chordata; Actinopteri; Centrarchiformes; Sinipercidae. Gene Ontology annotation, cellular component: Scc2-Scc4 cohesin loading complex. The coding region runs from base 588 to 8222 and encodes 2544 amino acids. Gene Ontology annotation, molecular function: chromatin binding. The record is from RefSeq and is a predicted model, not a curated record.